Molecule: messenger RNA, 1414 nt
Organism: Trifolium pratense (red clover)
Lineage: Eukaryota; Viridiplantae; Streptophyta; Magnoliopsida; Fabales; Fabaceae
Product: F-box/kelch-repeat protein At3g06240-like
Exons: 1
Coding region: 90-1244 (384 amino acids)
Molecular function (GO): protein binding
Source: RefSeq, a predicted model, not a curated record
UGGAUAAAGAAUAUCUUAUGGUGAGCACCAAUUAACUUGCUCAGAUCACAAAACCUCUCUUGCUCGGAGAUUUACAUUUUGAAUCAGAGAUGGAGAAAGGUUGGAGCACAACAUGUGAAAAGGUUAGAAACUACAUACCUGAUGAUCUUGCAUUAUGCAUUUUAUCAAAAUUGCCUCUAAAAUCUUUGAAGCGAUUUGGAUGUGUACGAAGAUCAUGGAAUCUGUUGUUUGAGAAUAAUCAUUUCAUGAACAUUUUUCGCAGCAAUUUCAUAUCUUAUCAUCAUUCUUGCUACGAUGAUACAUUUCUUAUGCUACAGUCUACCAAUAGAGAUCUUUAUUCCCUUUCUGGCGAUGAUUUUGAGAAUAUUGUCAAAUUAAAUUGGCCAAACCCAUUUCAUGAGGAGGACCCUUAUUUUUAUGUUUUGGAUUGUGGUAGUAUCACUGGAAUUCUUUGUCUUUACAAAUUAUUUUGCGGAAGAACUGUAUUCUGGAACCCGACAACCGAGGAAUUCAAGAUCAUUCCUCCAAGCCCUUUUCAUCUGGCAUCACCUUAUAUAUAUAUUUAUGAUAUUAAUGUUGAUCUUGUUGGAUUUGGUUAUGACAAAGUUAGAGAUGAUUAUAAGUUGAUUAGGUAUGUAAGUUAUCUUCCACAUUUACGUGAUUUAUCAUACGACGACUUAUGGGAGAUAUAUAGCCUUAAAAGUAACACAUGGAAAAAACUUGAUUUCAUUGACCCUCAUUUGCAUCAGUUUAUCUUGGGUUUUAAUGGAAAUGGAAAACGUGUUUACAUCAAUGGAAUGUGUCAUUGGUGGAAUUUAAGUCCGUCUGACGAUGGAGGAGUAGACUUGGUAUCAUUUGACUUUGACAAUGAAGUGUUAAUUACAACACCCAUACCCUUAAAAUUAAAUUCAAGGAAUAUAUACAUCACCGGGUUAAAUGGAUCCAUUGCUUCUAUCUCAUGUAUUUGGGAUACAACUAUUUUUGACAUAUCAAUUUUGGGCGAAGUCGGUGCAAAAGAGUCAUGGAUUAAACUCUAUAGUAUUGGACCAUUUUGUUGCAAUAUUAAAGAAACUAUUGGAGUAGGGAAUAAUGGCGAUAUAUUUUUCAGGAAAAAAGACGGAAACAUUGUUUGGUAUAAUCUACGUACCCAAAUGAUGGAGGAGCUGUGCAUUGAAGGAGAGGAUUAUAGUCAUAUAUUAAUUUAUAAAAAUAGUGUUCUUCCAAUGGGAGGAGUAAAUUAUUAGCUUAGUUUUUACCUAUGAUUGUAUGAAGUAUGCUUGUUUAUUCAUACCUAUAGUUAAGUGGUUUGAUCAUAAAUUCAAGUUAUAUUCUGUUUAGAAACCUCUCUAUAAGAUUAGACUAGUUAGUUUAUUACACAUAAUUUCUUCAAUGAACAUAAAAAUUUCAGUAAUUU